AUGUUUCAAGAUGAUUCUGAUGAACAAGAAAUAGACACAGUGCUUAAUUUUAUGACACGUGCUGCUUGUCCUGAUCAUAAAAUGUGUAGAUCAAAGUGGGGUUAUUGUGGAACGGGACACGAAUAUUGUGGUGACGGUUGUACAGCGGGACCCUGUUUUGGUGGUAAUAACGGUGGAAAUGGAAACAAUGGCGGCGGUGGUGGUGGUGGUGGUUCCAUCAUCACAGAUCAAAAUUUUGCCUGUGCAUUCAACACAAUAGACGCUGGAACGAGACAGAGCCGACUCAAUGGCCUUAGAAAUUCAGGUUGGAAACCAUCGAACAAGGAUGAAGCAGCUGUUUUUCUUGCUCAUGUCUUCCACGAAACUGAUGGUCUCAAAACAAUUCGAGAAUAUUGUGCUCCAGGUUGUGGUUCUCAUUAUGCUGGAUCGUGGUGUAGUAUUCAAGGUACGCCUGCUGGAAAAGCUUUAGCGGUAAAAACUGCAGUUUGGUUUUAUAAUGCAAAUAAUAUGGCUGGACCAGCUAAACAAGGUGACUUCGCAGCCACUACUCGAAUCAUUAACGGAGCAUUGGAAUGCAAUAGAGGAUCAGGAUAUAAUAAUCAGUUGACUCGAGUAGCAACAUACAAACGAAUUCGACACUGCUUUGGCCUUGGAGAACCACAUAGAAAUCCAGUGUGUUAA
Molecule: messenger RNA, 681 nt
Organism: Rotaria sordida
Lineage: Eukaryota; Metazoa; Rotifera; Eurotatoria; Philodinida; Philodinidae
Source: the annotation of a GenBank genome assembly